This is a messenger RNA of Cuscuta campestris, 1879 nucleotides long. The record is from the annotation of a GenBank genome assembly. NCBI's taxonomy places the organism in Eukaryota, Viridiplantae, Streptophyta, Magnoliopsida, Solanales, Convolvulaceae.
GACCGAUCACAAGCUCGGGACUUUAAUCUUUUUGAAAUUUCCAUUCUUUCCAAUCUUGUACGCGUUCUCUUCAUCCGCUUUAUCCAAAUAAUAUCAGGGGUUUAGGGCGAAGAGAGUACUUUGAUUUGAGGAAUCAAGAAUGGUGAUCUGAAUUCUAUUUUUUUGGGGUAUUGGAUUGAUCUCAUUUCUUGACUUGGACUUGGGAUAUGGAGUUUUUGAUCAACUUGAGGAGCUAUUGAGUUUAGGGGUUUUGCUUAUGUAUAUUGGAUGUUUAUGAGUGUUUUGUGAAGAAAGGAUGUAUAGCAAUUUCAAGGAGCAGGCGGUAGCAUAUGUUAAGCAAGCGGUGGAGGAAGAUAAUGCCGGGAAUUAUGCAAAGGCUUUUUCUUUGUAUAUGAAUGCAUUGGAGUAUUUUAAGACGCAUUUGAAGUACGAGAAGAACCCAAAGGUGAAGGAGGCGAUUACCCAGAAGUUCACCGAGUAUCUGAGGAGGGCUGAAGAGAUUCGGGCAGUUCUUGAUGAGGGAGGGGGUAGUGGUCCCACGGCAAAUGGAGAUGCUGCUGUUGCAUCACGACCGAAGACAAAGCCAAAGAAUGGUGGAGGAGAAGGAGAGGAUUCGGAGAGUUCGAAGUUAAGGGCAGGGCUCAACUCUGCAAUAAUAAGGGAAAAGCCUAAUAUUAAGUGGAAUGAUGUUGCCGGGCUAGAGAGUGCCAAACAGGCAUUGCAGGAGGCUGUGAUAUUACCAGUUAAAUUCCCACAGUUCUUCACUGGAAAGCGGCGACCAUGGAGGGCCUUCCUACUCUAUGGUCCACCUGGAACAGGAAAAUCAUAUCUAGCAAAAGCUGUUGCUACAGAAGCUGACUCAACCUUCUUCAGUAUUUCUUCAUCAGACCUAGUUUCAAAAUGGAUGGGUGAAAGUGAAAAGCUUGUCUCAAAUCUAUUCCAAAUGGCUCGUGAAAGUGCUCCUUCUAUUAUCUUCGUAGACGAAAUCGAUUCAUUAGUCGGCCAACGAGGUGAGGGUAAUGAGAGUGAAGCUUCAAGACGUAUCAAAACUGAGCUCCUUGUACAGAUGCAGGGUGUUGGACAUAAUGAUGAAAAGGUUCUUGUUCUUGCGGCAACAAAUACUCCUUACGCUCUUGAUCAGGCUAUUAGGAGGCGUUUUGACAAGAGAAUAUACAUCCCUCUACCAGAUCUGAGGGCAAGACAACAUAUGUUUAAGGUACAUUUGGGAGAUACUCCUCACAACUUAACAGAAAGUGAUUUUGAGCAACUGGCGAUGAAAACAGACGGGUUUUCAGGUUCUGACAUUGCUGUUUGUGUGAAUGAGGUUUUGUUUGAACCAGUUCGUAAGACUCAAGAUGCCGAGUUCUUCAUCAAAACCCGUGAUGAACUAUGGGUUCCAUGUGGACCUAGACAACCUGGUGCCAUUCAGACAAACAUGCAAGAGCUUGCCGCUAAAGGCCUAGCUUCAAAGGUAACACCGCCGCCAAUCACCAGAAGAGAUUUCGACAAGGUGCUGGCAAAACAAAAGCCAACGGUGAGCAAAUCAGAUCUUGAAGUUCACGAAAGGUUCACGAGGGAGUUUGGCGAGGAAGGGUAAUUUUUUCUCAAGGUGAAAGUUUAGCUCCCUCCCUUUUUUACUGCUGGUGAAAGUUCAAAUCGUGUUUGGAUCGUUACAUCCUGAAUAAAUCUAUCAAUAACUGUGCCAAUGAGGAAGAAAAGUUGUUAUUGUUUAAGGCUUCACUUUGAGGCUUGUUGGAAAAAUCAAUGUGGAAUUGACCAUUGUAUAUAGGAAUGCAAUCAGUUCACUCUUCCUUUUUGUUAAUCUGUUGCAUGAAUGAUAUAUAUUAAUUUACCGGAGUAAUUAAUAUUUAAACUUUUG